This is a messenger RNA of Camellia sinensis, 783 nucleotides long. The record is from RefSeq and is a predicted model, not a curated record. Lineage: Eukaryota; Viridiplantae; Streptophyta; Magnoliopsida; Ericales; Theaceae.
AUGGAUUUAUCUUGGAACAAAAUCUUGAGAAACAUAUUGCCAUUCAUUGGGGCCUUUCAGCGCCUUAGCUCUCUAAACUUGUCAAGAAACUCAUUUGAAGGUACCAUUCCACAAUCUUUUGGUGAUUUGAUAGCAUUGGAAUCUAUAGAUCUCUCUUACAAUAAUAUAUAUGGUAGCAUACCCAAAUCUCUUGAGAAACUUAGGUAUCUCAGUUAUUUGAACUUGUCAUUCAAUAAGUUGUCGGAAGAGAUUCCAAGUGAAGGCUCUUUUGUAAAUUUCACUACAAAAUCUUUCUUUCAUAAUGAAGCACUUUGUGGAAGCCCAUAUUUACAAGUCCCACCGUGCAACCAUGGUACCAAAAAAUCGAAUAUGAAAAAAAUUGUGCUCACAUGUGUCGUAGCAACCACUGUUUUGGUGGCAGUUAUUGGAUUCUUAUAUAUGCUGAGAAAAUAUCAACAAAGUAAAGUGCAGACUCUUGAUUCUGUUGAAUUGUUAUCGACCGUGGAGCACAGAUUGAUUUCAUAUCAGGAGCUUUGUGUUGCUACAAGUAAUUUUAGUGAAGCAAAUUUGCUUGGAGUAGGAACUUUUGGUUCUAUUUACAAAGGAAUGCUUUCGGAUGGGACAGAUGUAGCAGUAAAAAUUCUAAAUUUGCAAGUUGACGGAGCUUUCAGAAGUUUUGAUACAGAAUGUCAAGUGUUGCGAACAGUCCGUCAUAGAAAUCUUGUUAAAGUCAUAAGUUCAUGCUUUAACCCUGAGGUAAGAGCAUUGGUUUUAAAGACAUAA